CCCCCAUCCCGGCAUACGUUCAACAACAAGCCUGCAUUCUCUCUGCAUUGAGCAUCAUUCCGAACGUCGAGCAGCCCCGGUCCAAACAGCCCCGCCCCUGCCUGAGCAUCGCUUGACAGCUCAUCCGAGCCUCCUGCAUCCCAGCAGACCCAAGCCAAGUCAGAGCCAAAGCGCGGCAUCUCAUUCACUUAUCGGGGACUUGCGCUUACGGCGGCGCUGCUUGGCUGUGUUGCCCACAAGAUCCGAUUUUUACCAAACUCCGCGCGAAAUCUCAGCAACCAGCUGCCGCGGACGCGACCUCUCUGCCAACACACGCCCCUAGAUAUCCGCCAAGAUGGCCACCUUCCAGAAUGGCGCAGCUCCUGCGCGAGUUCUCGAUGACAGCGAUGUGGAGGAGGAAGCACUGGUCGCCGAUUACCAGGAGCAGGUCCAGUACGAGGAUGGGGCCGAACUCUCGCAGGUCAACUCCUUGACCAUGGCCCAGCAGACCGACGACAUCCAGUCACGACUUGCCGCUGCCGCCCAGCCCCUCGACUUCGCCGCCCCCCUCGAGGUCAAGUUCCAGAGCUACGACUCCUACUGCAGCCUGUUCCACUUCAUCCUCAACUCUGAGGGCCCCGUUGAUCUCGAGCCCCCAUCUUACUACUGGGCUUGGGAUGUCAUCGACGAGUUCAUCUACCAGUUUAACUCCUUCUCUUCCUACCGUAUGCGAAUCGCGAGACAGGCCAACAAUGAGGAGGAGAUCCAGAACCUGCGGGAGAACCCCAACACGUGGGGUUGCUACAGCGUCCUCAACGUGCUGUACUCCCUGAUCCAGCGGUCCAACAUCCUGGAGCAGCUGGCUGCCGGGCGUCGCGGCGAGGACCCCAUGGCGGUCGCGGGCGAGUACGGAACCAAGAGCCUCUACCGCAUGCUUGGCUACUUCUCCAUCAUCGGCCUGCUGCGCGUCCACUGUCUGCUCGGCGACUUCAGCCUCGCCCUCAAGACCCUCGACGACAUCGAGCUCAACAAGAAGGCCAUGUUCGCCCGUGUCAUGGCUGCCCACUUCACGACCUACUACUAUGUUGGGUUCUCCUACAUGAUGAUGCGCCGCUACGCCGACGCCAUCCGCAUGUUCAGCCACAUCCUCGUCUACGUUUCGCGGACCAAGCAGUUCCAGAAGAGCGCCCAGUACGACUCUAUCACCAAGAAAAACGACCAAAUGCUGGCGCUGAUCGCCAUCUGUGUCGCCUUCCAGCCCACUCGCCUGGACGACACCAUCCACACGGCGCUGCGCGAGAAGUACGGCGACCAGCUGCUUAAGCUGCAGCGCGGUGGACCCGAGUCUCUGCCCAUCUUCGAGGAGCUCUUCCGCAACGCCUGCCCCAAGUUCAUCUCCCCUGUUCCCCCAGACUUCGACAACCCGGAGUCCAACAUCGACCCCAUCGAGCACCACCUGUCCAUCUUCAUGGAUGAGGUCAAGACCAACAUGUGGAGCCCAACCGUCAAGUCCUACCUGCGUCUUUACACCACCAUGGAUCUCAAGAAGCUGGCUGGCUUCCUCGAGGUCCAGCCGGAGGAGCUCCGGUCAUGGCUUCUUGUCACCAAGCAGCGGACCAAGCAGCUGCGCUGGACAGAGCGUGGCCUGCUUGAUGGUGAGCUGAUCAACGUCAGCGAUCUGGACUAUGCCAUGCAAGGUGACCUGAUCCACGUGUCGGAAGCCAAGGUCGGCCGCAAGCUUGUGGACUGGUACCUGCGGAACCUCUCCCGCACUUAUGCGUGAGCGGAGCCGACAUCCCGAGGAUUGGGACUUUGAACAAGUGGCCGUUUGUGUGAUUUGGAAAUCGCGGAUGAAAAGGUCUGCAUUGCACAAGGCGUUCCGGACAUUAGGGAACUCAGGGAGGGCUCGGGAAGCAGCAAAAUGCCCCUGACGGGUUAGGAAGCCCAUUCGAAUCGGGCCGGAAGGCUGACAUCCUGAUGGGACGAAGUCGGAAGCCCACAGACAGCCACACCAGUGGGAGAGGUGCCUCAAAAUCUUGGCAGCGUGCGAUGAUUUGGUAACGAUGCACUCCCCGGCAGAUGCCGAUGUUUCUGAGUGUCAGGUCCUUGACCGCCUCGGCGCGGAGACCAUGACGAACUAGAAGAUAGAGGACUUGGCAAUGCUGAAAGAAAGUCAUGUGAGGGUGGGAAUAGGUGCCAACUGUUUGCCGGUCCAAAACUGUCGUGCUGGAACCGAUUCAGCGUUGUAUCGCGAAUGUAUGAUCUUGCUUGAGCACCCGACAUUGAGAAUCAGGCCUCGUCCAACAUGAGAAUGCCGCAGAGGUAUCCGUACCAAGCCUGCGCUAAGAGACCACCCACAGGAGGGCGCCCACCAAUGGCUCCGUGCCGAACGACUUCCUCAUAAGCAGAGCUGAUGACAACCACACUCCCGUCCCCAGCGUGCAUAUGCCAAGCCUCAGGUAGCUGGGACUCCUUCCCUCCUGUUUUGACCUGCAGGCGUCCUGGGAGCUGGCUCGUCUUCCGGUCGGAGAUAUAGAAAUUACGAGGCCAAGGUUCGGCCGGGGGCAGGUAAGCACUGUCGUAGUAGAAACGGCAUUUCCUGUGCGACCGGCCCGGGCAUCACAUCAUCAAAGACACCAGCCUCGAGCUCGGUAGGGCAGAUUGUAGAAUAUACAAGCCAUGUGGGCGGCGAGCUGUGUGGGGGACGUCCACGCUUAUGACGCCCACCACCACCACCACCGCCAUCCUGCAGGACGGUAGCUGGAAACAACGGACACAGGAUUGGCCGUUAUCUCAUCUCAUUUCCACCGCAAUGGUUGUUAAUAUUGCUCCCGCGCGGUAGUGCUAUCUAAAUGACCGGGGCGGGAACUGAUGUUGGCCCAUGUCCC
Messenger RNA from Diaporthe batatas, 2867 nucleotides. RefSeq lists its product as uncharacterized. Lineage: Eukaryota; Fungi; Ascomycota; Sordariomycetes; Diaporthales; Diaporthaceae. Gene Ontology annotation, biological process: translational initiation. Gene Ontology annotation, molecular function: translation initiation factor activity. The coding region runs from base 335 to 1762 and encodes 475 amino acids. The record is from RefSeq and is a predicted model, not a curated record. The transcript is spliced from 4 exons. Gene Ontology annotation, cellular component: cytoplasm; eukaryotic translation initiation factor 3 complex.